CCACCGCAGAAGUUGUUCAGGACUGGUGGCAAUCGGCACAAUUUUAUCAAAUUUAUCCACGAUCCUUUAAGGAUUCUGAUGGUGAUGGUAUUGGUGAUUUAAAAGGUAUUACCUCUAAAUUGGAAUAUCUCAAGGAUAUUGGGGUGACCGCAGCCUGGCUGUCACCCAUAUUUACCUCACCCAUGGUGGAUUUUGGUUAUGACAUCUCCAACUUCUUUGACAUUCAACCCGAAUAUGGUACCCUGGAUGAUUUCAGGAAUCUUCUAACAAAAGCCAAAGAAUUGGGACUGAAAAUCAUUUUGGAUUUUGUUCCCAAUCAUUCGAGUACGGAAAAUGAAUGGUUCAAGAAAUCGGUGAAUCGUGAACGGGGCUAUGAAGAUUAUUAUGUGUGGUCUAAUGGCAAGGUGGAUGAGAAGGGUCAGAGGCAGCCUCCUAGCAAUUGGUUAUCCGGUUUUCGUGGCAGUGCCUGGCAAUGGAAUGAUCAGAGACAACAAUACUAUCUCCAUCAAUUUGCGGUGCAACAGGCCGAUUUGAAUUAUCGCAAUCCCGAUGUGGUGGAACAAAUGAAACGGGUGCUGAGGUAUUGGUUGGACAUGGGGGUGGAUGGUUUUCGUAUUGAUGCUGCCACUUUGCUGUUUGAAGCAAAACCAGAUGAAAAUGGCAUUUACCCCGAUGAGGAGGUAAGUGGCCUAACAGAUGACAAGGAAGAUCGUAACUAUUUGAAAAUGGAAAAAGUGGAUAUACAACCGGAAUCCAUUGAUAUGAUAUAUCAAUGGCGCAAGGUAAUGGAUGAUUAUCAACGCAUUCAUGGUGGUGACACCAGGGUAUUGCUCAUUGAGACCUAUGCCCCCAUAUGGUAUACCAUGCAAAUGUAUGGCAACUCCACCACCAAAGGAGCCGAGCUGCCAUUUAAUUUCAAUUUAAUCACAGAAGUGGAUACGGGAUUCAAGGCCAAGGAUGUACAAAAGGCUGUAGAUGAUUGGUUAACUAAAAUGCCAGCUGGAGGUACUGCCAAUUGGGUAAUCGGCAAUCAUGAUCGUCGUCGUGCUGCCAGUCGUUAUGGUAUACGCAACACAGAUGCCAUGAAUAUGUUGGUGAUGCUGCUGCCUGGUGCCAGUGUUACCUAUCAGGGUGAGGAAUUGGGUAUGACUGAUGGUAAAAUAUCAUGGGAAGAUACCGUAGAUCCAGCGGCCUGUAAUUCAAAUAAGGAUAUUUUCGAGAAAUACACACGUGAUCCCACUCGCACUCCCUUCCAAUGGAGUGCUGAGAAAAAUGCCGGAUUUUCAGAUGGUCCCAAGACAUGGCUACCCCUGGCGGAGGAUUACAAAACAGUGAAUGUGGAAAUGGAAUCGCAAGCGGAUAAAUCACAUUUGAAAAUCUACAAGGAAUUGGUACAACUGAGAAAGUCGUCUAAGACCUUGCAACAGGGUUCCUAUAAAUAUAAGGCUCUCAGUGAUGGCGUGUUUGUACUGAAGAGAUAUUUAGCGGGCGAAGAAACUCUGUUGUAUGUGGCUAAUUAUGGUGAAGCUUCUUCGAGUGCUAAUGUAUUGGAUAAUUUCGAUGUUACCUUGCCAUCAUUAAUGAAUGUGAAAAUAAGCAGUCUGGACUCAAAGAAAUAUGCUGGAAUUCCGGUGAACCUUAAGGAAGUUACAUUGGAAGCAGGAGAGGCUUUGGUAUUGGGAACAAAAUAA
Molecule: messenger RNA, 1691 nt
Organism: Musca vetustissima
Lineage: Eukaryota; Metazoa; Arthropoda; Insecta; Diptera; Muscidae
Product: maltase A1-like
Exons: 2
Coding region: 183-1691 (502 amino acids)
Biological process (GO): carbohydrate metabolic process
Source: RefSeq, a predicted model, not a curated record